AUGGUGAAAGGAGGCAGCACAACGCUGAAUACGAUAUUCCAUACAUUCGGCUAUGUUAGGAACCUUUCAUAUGUUUUACCGGUGAAGAACAGGAUAUACCUCGGGUGGCCUUAUCAAAUAAAAAAGGAAUUCUUCAGGCCGGCGAUCAAUGGACCAUUCAAUAUCUUCUGCGAACAUUCCGUGUUCAAUAAGACAGCCAUGUCUGAAUUUAUGCCCAGGGAUACUAUCUAUGUCACAAGUGUCCGAGAACCGUUUUCCCACUUCAAAUCCGUGUACAACUACUAUAAAGUAGGUCAAAUCUCGAUCGCAGGUCAAGAUGAAAAUGUUGGUCAAUUUCUUAGGGACGCUGCCAUAUAUGACUCGAUUUAUAAAUCCCAUGGAAAGAUGAAUGAGCGAAGUUGCGUGCCAGAUAACUUCUCAAUGACGAGGAACCUCCAGUCUCACAUAUUUGGUAUCCCAGUAGGAUAUCCUCAAGGUACGCUAGACGUGUCUAGGCAACCGUUACAACUCGUACAUUACAUAACGAAACGAUUCAAAGAAUAUGACCUUGUCAUAGUCCUCGAGUAUUUGAAUGAGUCGUUGGUGCUGUUGAAGCGACUGAUGUGUUGGAGUUUGCGGGACAUCAUCUAUAAACCUGCAAAUGUGCUCCAGUACGUCCAGAAGUUAGAUGAUGGACAAGAGAACAAGAAUAUUUACAGAAAAUGGAGUAGUGCUGAUCACAUGCUUUACGACCACGCGAACAUAACGUUAUGGAACAAGAUUGCACUCGCUGGCAAUGAUUUCAAAAUGGAAGUCGCUCAAUUCGAACAGAUACAAUCCAAUGUUACAGAGUUUUGCACCUCUGAUGUAAAGAAGGAAUACAUCUACAUCCCCCAAAAAUGUAACACUGGUUGGACCAAGCUGGACACUAGUGGAGCAUCGUUCAUGUUACCCUCGACAACACGAAGUUUUUCCGACGCCAAGGCAGCAUGCGUUGCGAAUGAAAGCAAACUUGCCAGCAUUCACAGCGAUGUCGAGAAUAACUUCCUGAUUGAGCUGAUGGCAGGGUGUAGCUACAGUGUCAUCUGGAUUGGUCUGACAAAUGACUUAACAUGGGUGGAUGGUUCAUCCUAUGACUUCAAGAAUGAGGGCAGAAACAAAUUGGUUUCGAGAAAUUCUAAUGGGCCAUUAAAGUGCGCGAAGCUUGUGCAACAUAAUGAUCAUUACGACUGGAAAGAGGCCGCCUGUUCAGAGCAGCUGAACUUUGUUUGUAGAAAAGUUUUCAUAGAUCUAAGCAAGGGAGCAACAGUUCAUGUUUUCGACGGAGAAAACCCGCUAGCUCUGCGGUACGACAGCAAAUGGAGCGAUGCUAUUGCUAGAGUAGCAUGUGCGGAAGCAGGCUAUGAAGGAGGGCGUGCCAUUUCAAGCAGACUGUAUGGCGAGAUGGCCGUGGUCAUUUCAAAAAACAUCCAACAUAUGAUGGUCAAAAUGUUCCCUUGUUAUAGAACGAAGACAAAAGAUUGUUGCGGCAAAACGACGGACCGUCUUACCUCGUACUAUGCUGCUGUUGCUGUUUGUGACAUCAAUGGAACAAAGUUCUACUCGGCGAAUGUGAAAAACAAUCGUGUCUAUUCGGAGAUCCAAAACGUGGAAAGGGGAAUAUGCGGAGACUCGUUCACGGAACACGAUGCGUUAGUUUCCUGCAGAUCUGCUCCAGACACUCAGACGGCAAUCGCAAUUCCAGGGGAGUUUUUUGAAACCGAAAUAACGCCGAAUGUCUGGUUUGCGAGUCUGGGAUGUUCGGGAAGUGAAAAUAGUCUUUUCGAAUGUCCGAGCGCCAUGACAAUAGGAGCUGAUGUAUCUCCGACAUCGUGUAACUCUUCUGCGAUGGCUGUCUGUGCUGACAAAUACACUGUAUCUGCCAGGAACGGGAAUAUAGGUUCAGUCCUAAUACAGGCAGGCGCUUACGCCUACUUUGCACUGCCUGAAACCUUUGGGGCAGAUGAAGCCAAGGCUCUCUGCAUGUCCACACCCACCUCAGUCGGUGCAUUCACAAAAGGGUUACCUUACAAACACGUCAUCCCUGCUGCUAAUAAAACAACGAUAAAAGUUGUGAUUGACUGUGAGGCUGGUGUUACUGAUAUAACAAAGUGCCGUACACGCAUCAAAGUUGACAGCAACGAUACAGUGGCCGGUGUCGUAUGUUACAAUGGAAUGGAACCCGUCAUAUCUAAUACACACUAUGGCAAUGUGAUGGUCGAGCUGUCCAAUGCCAAGUACACUAUUUCGGCUAGACUUGGGGAGUUUGAAGCUAAAACAAUAUGCGACCAGAAACAAUAUUCAUUCGGCGUACCAUAUGCAUAUAAUAUCCCGUCGAAUAAGAUAACAACAAUUCCAGAAUUACAACUGAGUUUUGGUUGCUCACAACAAAUGCCGAAGAUUGAAAUGUGCAAUGCAGAAAUCAAGAACAUCAUCGUUGAGAAGAUUGCUGGCGUUUUCUGUUUCAAAGACCCAGGUUCACUGCCAGUUGGUACCAACUAUGGUUCGGUGACGCUGACAGUUGGUUCUACCACGCACUUUAUAUCGGCUAAAGAUUGGGGCACCACAGAAGCUUCGGCACUAUGUAAAGGACAAGGAUUCCGGCGGGGACUUCCUUAUAUCAAUUCAACAGAUGUAGACAGCAGCAAACCUCUCCUGAGCUACCAAUGUGACACCGUCAAAGCAAAAAUAGCGGAUUGCACCUUUACUGUUGUUGCACCCCAAAGUCAAAAGUUUAAGGUUGCUGCAGCUCUGUGUUACGAUGUCUUCGAGCCCGCUCUAAAUGAACAAACCUUUGGUGGAGUCACAGUGAGGACAAACUUCCAGAGUAAUGGCAGUUACGAAAUCUAUCCAAGCACCGACGGUUGGAGCAAUGACGAGGCCGGAACAGUUUGUCGGAACCUGUCCUUUACCCAUGGAAUUGGUUUCAUCAGCAGCCUUCCUGCCAGCAAAUCAGGCGUACGACUCGCCAUGAACUGUACCAGCUCCAUGUCUCGCGUCCAAGAGUGUCAAAUACGUGUUUUAUACUCGGACACGUUGACUAAGGUGGCGGAGGCUUUUUGUUAUUCGGAAGCAGAUAUGUUUUCUGAGCAAAAACCAUAUGGCCGAGUGAUGAUCAAAGUACGAUCCGCUAAAUUCAGCAUUUCAUACGAUGGUUGGGGGUUAAACGAAAGAACAGCAUUUUGCAACGCGCUGUCAUUGAAACGAGGGAUAGGCUUUCCUGCUGAGGCCAAGGAUGAGCAAAAGGCUUUCGGCUUAAACAUAACGUAUGCCUGCGAGAAGACUGCAACUAAGCUUAAUGACUGCACGUUGCUGGUUCAGAGGGGUGUGAUCUCUCAUACUGCAAGUGUGGUAUGCUACGACAACCUUGUUCCAUCUUUAGAAAGUGGAAACUUUGGCACAAUUACCGUUAAUUUAACGAAAACAAACUACACAUCUCCAAUCAAAGCAAACAGUCUCAGUGUCUCAACAGCCGGAACAAUUUGUUCUCAUCUAACAACACCGGCUGCCAAAGGGUUUAGAUACACUAGCUCGUUGGAAAAGGAAACUAACUGGUCUUUGACCUUUGAGUGUGAAGAAGUGAAAUCUGCACUUGACGAGUGCACGCCUAAGCUACUCUUUGAGAGACAGUCACGUGCCGCAAGUGUCUUUUGCUACAACCAGUUUGGUUUAACCAAUGUAACCUACGGAAUGCUGAAAGUAAAUACAACCAACGUAGGUGAGGUCUUGUAUGUGUCACCUUUAGGAUGGGGCGAGGAGGAGACGAUCGUCGCCUGUAGGGGACUUGGUUAUUCUACGGGAAGGACCUACAAUACAACUGCUGUCAACGUGACGUCCCCACUCAGCAUUAUGUUCGAUUGCGAGAAUACGGAGCCAAGCUUGGAGAACUGCACAUUCAGAAUUAAAAAAGUAGAAAAUACCGCCUUCAUUAAUAUCGUAUGCCACGACAGUAAGGUCAAACUAUCAAACAGAACGUUCGGUGCUGUUCAGGUUCGGGCGGGUAACAAGCACUACCUUAUCAACGCAUAUGAAUGGGGCAAAGAAGAGGCAGAGGUUUUGUGCAAAGCCCAGGGACUUCCUAAAUGGUUUCAAUACGCCGGGCCAGGGACCUACCUGACGUUUAACAUCAGGUGUUCAGGCAGUGAAGAGGCGAUUGAAGACUGCAACUUUGACCCAUUUGGAUAUCAAGUGAAUGAGACUGUCCAGAUGUUCUGCUAUGAGUCAUUUCAAGCACUCCUAUGGAACACUCAUGGCCCGGUCGGACUAAAAGCGAACAAAAACGUGUUUUACAUAUCCUCCGUUGGAAACUACUCUGUAUUUGCCAACACCACCUGCAAGGAAUUCGGCUUCGAUUAUGGCUUUUCCUAUAGAGUCAACCCAUCCCGGAUAGGUGUUCCUAACAACGUUGUAGUCGCUUUUAAUUGCUUAGGGAAUGAGACUGGGAUUUUGGAAUGCCCCGCAAAGGUUCUGGUCGGAAAUCAUUUACACGUUUUGAGUGUCAGCUGUCAUAAGAAUGAUGCAGUUUUCUUUACUCACAAGAAGGAAGGAGACUUUAUCACACCGAUGGUUGAGGAGAAGUACUAUUUUUCAACAAUUUCUUGGCAUCGGAAAGAAGCAGAGAUUCUCUGCAAGCAGUUUGGUUACACACAUGGUCUGAUUUCCUCUGUUGUACAGAGUGAUGUGCCAGCAAACGUCACGUUUGGUUAUAACUGUAGUUCGCAUGAACUAAGUAGCAUAACCCAUUUAGAGAACUGUACUGCAUUCGCAAGAGACUGGCCUACUACAAAUGAAACUGCUGUGGCUUUCUGUUGCAAUGAUGCACACGCCUCUAUUGAAUUUGUGAAUCACGGUCGUCCAGGAGUCACAGUAGACGGUGUCCUUCAUCAUAUAGCCAACACAACGUGGUCAGGUCGUCAUGCAACUGCUUUGUGCCGGGGCCUCGGCUUUUACUCUGGCUGCCACUUUUCCGGUGAAGCAUAUGGCAGAGGUGUGGCCCCCCUCCAGCCGGAUUCUAAUAACAAGUCACUAUAUUUCAAAUGCGAUGGCGACGAGACGUCAUUGUUAGGCUGUAGGAUCUUCUUUGAGAAAGCUGAACCACGCGUUCCCGCGGCUGCAGUAUGCUUUAAUGAUCAGAAUCACUUCAAGGAAUACGUUGCAGUGAAUUACACGCUGCAAGCGGAUAGCACAGAAUCCCAGGUCAAUGCAACCGUCAUGGUGGAGCAACACGGCGUGGCAGGCUACUUGUGUGAUCCGAAUGGGGACUUGAGCCUUUUGGAGACCUAUCUGCUCUGUCUAGGGCUGGUUGGGAAGUGGAGUAGAGCUGUCGCGUCCGGUGCCGCGAGUAUACCCUUCAACAAUUCCAACCCAACGUGGUUUGGGGGAGGCCCAGCAUUGUCAGCGCCGUCGCAGAUUGAAGACUGUAGACUUCCUUGGGUUAACCCCAAUAGUAGCUGCACUGCGGUUGAUCAAGAUGGUUUUAUGAAUGUUAAAUACGUCACGUGUUCAAAAGGUUUCCUGCUACGACUAAACCCAGGACCUCAUCGUGGCACAGUUGAAGUGAACGACAAAGGCUACGAAUGGGAAAAGCUUGUCACCAUUCGUAAAUCGGCUUGGACACUUGACGUCCUUACCCCGAUAUGUCAGCAUCUUGGUUAUGAAUUUGGGAGGAUUCUUCCAAGUUCAUCAAAUAAAAAUCAAAGUGGCAUCUGCCUCAACUCCACCGCGUGUGUGAAUUCACCGGACUUUCUCUGUGAGUCUGAGAAGGAAUGUUUGAAAGGAUACGCCAAAGAUGUGUCUUGGUGUUUUUCAAUAAAACCUGUGGUGAAAAGGUCUGUGGCUUAA
Lineus longissimus is the source of this 5859-nucleotide messenger RNA. RefSeq lists its product as uncharacterized. The transcript is spliced from 19 exons. NCBI's taxonomy places the organism in Eukaryota, Metazoa, Nemertea, Pilidiophora, Heteronemertea, Lineidae. Gene Ontology annotation, biological process: glycolipid biosynthetic process. Gene Ontology annotation, cellular component: membrane. The record is from RefSeq and is a predicted model, not a curated record. Gene Ontology annotation, molecular function: galactosylceramide sulfotransferase activity. The coding region runs from base 1 to 5859 and encodes 1952 amino acids.